Messenger RNA from Strigops habroptila (Kakapo), 528 nucleotides. Its product is annotated as proline-rich protein HaeIII subfamily 1-like. The record is from RefSeq and is a predicted model, not a curated record. The transcript has a single exon. Bases 1 to 528 code for a protein of 175 amino acids. NCBI's taxonomy places the organism in Eukaryota, Metazoa, Chordata, Aves, Psittaciformes, Psittacidae.
AUGGGGAAGAGAAAAGCCCCAGAAAGACAAGGGAUUAAACCGAACACAUUACCUACUUUUACUCAGUGCUCCAGCCGCCCUCCGAGGCGAGGAGGGGUCGGAGGGACCCGCAAGCGGCAGCUGAGAGCAAGUCCAGGCACAACCCCGCGAACAAGACGGAGGAAAGACAAUACUCACUUCUCCCAUGACACGGGUAGCGGUUCCCUCCGCGCUUCGGGGCGGCCACCGCCUCCCAGCCACUGCAGCCGUCCGCUUCACUUCGCUCCCCUCGGCUCCCCACCGCGCUGCAGCCGCCUGCGAGCGCCACACCCUGCCCUACCCUACUCUGCCCUACCCUACCCUGCCCCGCCAGGGAAGCGGCCGCGCCCGCUGCCACCGCAGCGCCCCCGCCGCGGACGCCGUAGGCCGGGCGGGGCCGUGGGGCGCGGCCGGUCCGUGGCACAGCCCACCGCGGGUGGGCGGGGGAGAGGGGUUGGAGGCCCGGGGAGAAGGGGACCGGUGCCGAAAGGGGUAGGUGCUCGCCCGUGA